Messenger RNA from Naegleria fowleri, 1158 nucleotides. RefSeq lists its product as uncharacterized. The record is from RefSeq and is a predicted model, not a curated record. Bases 1 to 1158 code for a protein of 385 amino acids. The transcript has a single exon. NCBI's taxonomy places the organism in Eukaryota, Heterolobosea, Eutetramitea, Acrasida, Naegleriidae. Gene Ontology annotation, molecular function: protein binding.
AUGUUUCAACAUUCUUAUUCGACUGAUGAUCCAUCCAUUCCGAUUCAACAAGAACAACAACACACCAAUGAUCAUCAUGAUGAUGACUACGAGAGAGAAAUGAUUAUUCACAACGAUAGCAUGAAUAUCGUCUUACUCUCGCAACAAAUCUAUGAAUAUAUUGCGCAAAAAGAUUUUAUGCAAGCCUUGAAAUUAUUGAUAGAAUGGAUGAAUUCCGAUCAAGCUACUCCGCAUGAUGCUGCGCAUAUUAUUGAAUUUUUAAAAAAGAUAUACAAAUUGGGUUUUCAUCAUUUGUCUCACGUGUUUCGAGAGUUACAAGAAAAUCAAAACGAUUGUAAAAAGUUAAUUCUCGCUGCCAUGUAUUGUGGCAGAUGUGGUCAUCCGGUGGAUUAUGAAAAAGCAAUAUCAUUGUUUGAAUCAUCGGAUUCUCUCAAAUCUCACUACUUUUCUCAAAACAUGAUGGGAAAUAUUUAUUCGAAUGGAAAUGGAGUCGACAUUGAUUAUACUAAAGCUAAGGAAUAUUAUGAAAUGGCUGCAAAACAAAAUUAUUCAAGUGGUUUCCAUAAUUUGGGAAAUAUGUAUUAUUAUGGAAAUGGAGUACAACAAGACUUCACAAAGGCAAUGGAGUUAUUUGAAUUGGCAGCUCAAAAAACUCAUUACGAUGUUACAUGUAACAAAUAUUUAGCAUUUGAAAAUCAUUAUGCAGAAGCAUUAUAUGUACUUGGCACGAUGUAUGAAUUGGGAGAUGGAGUGGAAAAAGACACUAGAAAAGCAAUAGAAUACUAUCAACAGGCAGUGCAACUCAAUCAUGAAUAUGCUGCUUUUUCCAUUGGAGAAACAUUUGAAAUAGAUAAUAAUUAUGAAGAAGCAGUGAAAUAUUUCAAAAUUGCAUCAAGUCUUAACUUUGUUGAAGCACAGUAUCGCUUGGCAGAAAUGUAUCGAGACGGUAUUGGCGCAGAACAAAAUCUCACCAAAGCUAUUUAUUAUUUUGAAUUAGCUGCAGAAAAUGAAUAUUACGACGCAGAAGAUCAAAGUAAGGAGUUGCGGCUGCAAAGAUUUUGUUCACAUUUUCACAACAAAUUGUUGAGCCAUUUAGCGCUGCAUUCAUUUUCAGAUGUGUGCACAAUUUCCUUUCAAGAAGUGGCUGAUGAAGACUAG